This is a messenger RNA of Sinocyclocheilus rhinocerous, 1734 nucleotides long. It is a transcript of the gene etv7, whose product is annotated as ETS variant transcription factor 7. Gene Ontology annotation, biological process: regulation of transcription by RNA polymerase II; cell differentiation. NCBI's taxonomy places the organism in Eukaryota, Metazoa, Chordata, Actinopteri, Cypriniformes, Cyprinidae. The record is from RefSeq and is a predicted model, not a curated record. Gene Ontology annotation, molecular function: DNA-binding transcription factor activity, RNA polymerase II-specific; sequence-specific DNA binding. The transcript is spliced from 9 exons. Gene Ontology annotation, cellular component: nucleus. The coding region runs from base 196 to 1377 and encodes 393 amino acids.
UUUCAUUUCCCGGAAGGAUUCUUAAUAUUGCAGCGAUUCGCAUAAGAAAGCAAACUCUGCUGUGCGAGACUGCGACUUUACGCGACACCGCAUGCUGUAUUUGGUGUAUAUAUCGAUCAGCUAUUGAUACAGUAAUCAGGUAUUAUUAUUGUAGCGAAUAUUUAUGAGUUUGUGAAGUCUUGAAGGUUACAGAACAUGAGUGACGCCUCCUCACCGCCACCUUUGAUAAAGCAGAGUUGUAAUGGGAACGAACCCCCGGUUUGCUCUCCGGUUCUGCGCGACCCUCAAAAUGAACCUCCCUCCUGGUACAAGACGGUGUCUGGUGAACUGUGCAAGCUACCUGGAAGACUACGGAUCAAUCCAUCUUUGUGGAAUAAGGAGGACGUGAAUCUCUGGCUGCGCUGGGCUCAGAGGGAAUAUUCUCUGCGACGUGCGGACCACCAAAAAUUUGAGAUGAACGGAAAGGCACUUUGUCUUCUAACCAAAGACGACUUCCGUCUUCGCUGUCCCAGCUCUGGUGAUGUUCUGUAUGAACUCCUUCAACAUGUGAAGCAGCAGAGGAGAUGUGCGAUCUUCAGUCCGCUGUCCAGCUCCAACACACAGUCACAACAGACGCCCGACUCGCAUGGGACGACAGGUGCUUAUGUUCCCUCUAACAUAAAUGUUCCUGUUUGUCCAGUAAAUACAAACUCCUGGGUGUUAACAGCUGGAUGUAGCACAGAUCAGAGCCAGGAGAAGAAACCUCUGUCUGCUGACCCUGAGCAUUCACAUGGCAUGCACAGAGUGAUUUCACAUCAUUCUCCCAAGGAAAAAAAUCUACAGACAUCUCCAGACAAAACCAGACAACCAGUAAAUGUUUACUGUACAGAUGAGCCUCUCAACCUGUCCAAUAAACCCACAAGACCUGCAAACACCACACAAACCUCUGAGGCCAAUGGAAAGAUUGCAGACUGCAGACUCUUAUGGGACUAUGUGUACCAGCUGCUGUCAGACAGCAGGUAUGAGGCCUUCAUACGCUGGGAGGAUCCGGACGCCAUGAUCUUCAGAGUGGUGGAUCCCAACGGACUGGCCCGACUCUGGGGCAACCACAAAAACAGGGCCAAUAUGACCUAUGAGAAAAUGUCAAGAGCAUUACGUCAUUACUACAAGCUCAACAUUAUCAAGAAAGAGACAGGCCAGAGGCUGCUCUUCCGGUUUCUGAAGACCCCUGAGGAAAUCAUCCAAGGCAGGUCAGACCGCACAGAACCGUCAGAGUCUCCUGACAGUCCUGCAUCUCCUGACUACAGAGAAGACGCUCUGGAAGUAUCUCCUGUAUCGACUCCUACUACACUGAGCCCCAGCUCUGAUCACAACUUCAGCAUAUCACCAAUCCCAUAACAUUCACUCCCUCAUUCUGAUCCAGGAUCAGCCUUAGUUAUUAAUUUUCCUGACUUUUUAGAAUGGGACACCCCGAGCUGAUCUUCUGUCAGAGUGAACAUCCAAUGCAGCACCAGAGAUGGCUGAUAUCCCGAAGAGGUUCCACAGGACAUAUUUUAGGAGAUGCUCGGACCACAUGGUUUUGACUCAGGGUAGUAGUGUGCCGUGUUUGCUGUUAGUGUGUGUUAAAAGCUAAGCGACACUAAUUUCUCAACACAACAAUUCUGAUUGAUUCUCAUAGUUGAUUAUUAGAGUUGAUAUGAAAUUUUCUCUCAGGUUGUAAAAAUGUGCAAUGUUAUUUUUUUUUACAGAUUUGUG